Molecule: messenger RNA, 1446 nt
Organism: Colletotrichum godetiae
Lineage: Eukaryota; Fungi; Ascomycota; Sordariomycetes; Glomerellales; Glomerellaceae
Product: tryptophanyl-tRNA synthetase
Exons: 7
Coding region: 211-1317 (368 amino acids)
Biological process (GO): mitochondrial tryptophanyl-tRNA aminoacylation
Cellular component (GO): mitochondrial matrix; mitochondrion
Molecular function (GO): tryptophan-tRNA ligase activity; ATP binding
Source: RefSeq, a predicted model, not a curated record
UUCAAGUUCUACUUCUAAGGCUAGUGGGCUCAUGUUUAUUAACCAUCCUGAACUUACAAAACGGCAUAUGUGACCUGGCAUUGGGCUUGCAGCAAUCUUCGGGGGUUGUGGCAUAUGUGAAUUCGAUUAUACCUCCCGACACUUCCGGUUCGUGCCCAUCAUUGAGAUCAUAAAGCCUCUCUACUCUAAACGUUAGCACGGCUCUUUCUCAUGUGGCAGCAUUCAAGGCGGGCAGUCCACCGGCUCAAGGUUCCAGCCGGACGCCGCGACGUGUCAACUGGGAACCACCAAGUCAUUUUUUCGGGCAUUCAGCCUACAGGAACGCCGCACCUAGGCAACUACGCCGGUGCUAUCCGACAAUGGGUACAGCUCCAAGGCAAGCCAGCUGAAAGCUGCAAGCUUGUUUACUCUGUCGUCGACUUGCACGCUAUCACUGUGCCUCAGAAGGCAGGGCAGCUGAGGCAGUGGAAACGGGAAACACUGGCAGCUUUGUUGGCUACAGGUAUUAACCCUGAACGCUCGACCUUGUUCUAUCAAUCGUCUGUCCCGGCACAUUCUGAGCUCAUGUGGAUCUUGAGCUGUACAGCCUCGAUGGGCUACUUGUCACGAAUGACACAAUGGAAGAGCAAGCUGUCGCUCUCAACUGACGCCACCAUCCUCGAUGAAGGCGCGAAAGCCUCGCUGAAGCUAGGUCUGUUUUCAUAUCCUGUCCUGCAGGCUGCCGAUAUCCUUGUCCACCGGGCCACUCAUGUACCCGUCGGCGAUGAUCAGAGACAGCACUUGGAAUUUGCUCGCGAAUGUGUGACAAAUUUCAACCACAACUUCGGCCCUCUCCUGGUAUCUCCUGAGACCAUCACGUCCCCGACACGCCGGGUCAUGUCGUUGCAACAGCCAACCCAGAAGAUGUCGAAAUCGGCCAAGGACCCAAGGUCACGUAUCCUUAUUACCGACACGCCGGAAGAGAUCCACGCCAAGAUUAUGAGUGCAUUUACGGACUCCUCCAAUAAUGUUUCCUAUGAUCCGACUAACCGGCCGGGGGUAUCAAACCUAUUGGAGAUCCUCUCUAUUUUUGAUGCUCCGGCCAGGAACCCAACUCAGCUCGCCGAAUCUCUUUCCCAUGCGUCCCUCAGAGAUCUUAAACAAGCCGUCUCCAAGGCUGUUAUUGAAGGACUUGGCGGAAUCCGUGAGCGCUACAUAGAGCUUCUUUCCGUUGACGAGGGACGUUAUCUCGAUGCUGUCGAAGCAAAGGGUGCCAGCAAGGCCCGCCUUAAUGCCAACGAAACCAUGGUCUUAGUAAGAGAAGCCACCGGGCUGUGAAACCUUUGCUCUGUCCCAAGACUUGCUCGCUUUGAACACCGUCAAUGGGAAUCAUUUAUGACUGUAGGAGGAAGGCUGGCGGGUUGUUGAGACAUUGUAGUUCUGGAACAUGUUCUUCACGAGGCAUAG